AUGAGCCGUGUGGAGCCAGAGGGCGGGGAGAGCUUCGAGAAGCUGUACCAGGUGGGCGCCGUCCUGGGCAGCGGCGGCUUCGGCACGGUCUACGCGGGCAGCCGCGUCGCCGACGGGCUCCCGGUGGCGGUGAAGCACGUGGUGAAGGAGCGGGUGACGGAGUGGGGCACCCUCGGCGGCGCGGCCGUGCCCCUGGAGGUGGUGCUGCUGCGCAGGGUGGGCGCGGCGGGCGGCGCGCGCGGCGUCAUCCGCCUGCUGGACUGGUUUGAGCGGCCCGACGGCUUCCUGCUGGUGCUGGAGCGGCCCGAGCCCGCGCAGGACCUCUUCGACUUCAUCACGGAGCGCGGCGCCCUGGACGAGCCCCUGGCGCGCCGCUUCUUCGCGCAGGUGCUGGCGGCCGUGCGCCACUGCCACGGCUGUGGCGUGGUGCACCGCGACAUCAAGGACGAGAACCUGCUGGUGGACCUGCGCGCCGGCGAGCUCAAGCUCAUUGACUUCGGCUCGGGCGCGCUGCUCAAGGACACGGUCUACACCGACUUCGACGGCACCAGAGUGUACAGCCCCCCGGAGUGGAUCCGCUACCACCGCUACCACGGGCGCUCCGCCACCGUGUGGUCCCUGGGGGUCCUGCUGUAUGACAUGGUCUGCGGAGACGUCCCCUUUGAGCAGGAUGAGGAGAUCCUGCGGGGCCGCCUGCUCUUCCGAAGGCGGCUCUCCCCAGAGUGCCAGCAGCUCAUUGAAUGGUGUCUUUCUCUGCGGCCCUCUGAGAGGCCCUCACUGGACCAGAUUGCUGCCCACCCCUGGAUGCUGGGGGCGGAAGGAAGUGUCUUUCAGAGCUGUGACCUCCGGCUCUGUGCCCUGGACGCUGAUGAUGGGGCUAGCACCACAUCCAGCAGUGAGAGCUUGUGAGAGGGGCCCGACUCCCCCUGACUUGGGAUGCCUCCUGCAGAAGCAGUGAUCUUUGACCCAUGGUGACCUUUGCCCUUGGCACCGGGCCUGUCUCCUUAGCUUUGAGUGCCUUUUUGAACGCUGCUCCAUGGGACUGGGUUUCCUUGAGCUCUUCUGUCCGUCCAAAGACCGCUCCGGGUGAAGCGAGGUCCUGCCUGCCCUGGGUGGAUACUUGAACCUGAGACCUCUCCCACCCGGCUGCCGGGACCUGGGGCGGCCUUCCUGUCAGGCCCAGAGCUCGCCCACCCACCACCCUCCAGUCUCAUGGUGUUCGUCUGGGCUGUCCAUGCACAAGCAAUGCAACAGCCGGGCCGAGCUGCCCGCCUGCCUCCCUGCGCACUCGAUCUGUGUCUGUACCAGCGUCUGCGUCUGUUAUUUAUGGUGUGACCCCCCCACCCCGCAGGGCACCCCUGUCCUGCUGGGGGCUAUUUAUUGCUUAAUUUAUUUGCCGAGGUUACUUCCUCUGAAUGGGUGUCUUCUCCAGGCCCCUGGGGGUGGAUGGCUGUAGGGUUGGUACCCCGCCCUGCUUCCACCAUCUGGGAGGAAGAACUUGUACAGUGACUAAUUGAAGGGAGUGGGUGGUUGCCACCCUGGGCACUGCACUGGGGUCUGUUUUAAAUUAUUGACCUGUACAGUCCGCUUGCUGGCUCUGGAAGCUGGGUGGGACAGAGUCUCAAGCCCUUAAUUUAUUUUAGCAGCUGUGUUUGACCCGGUGUGAUUAGGCACCGGGGUGGGGUUCUUUCAGUUCAAAAGCGUGAGAUGUCUGAAGAUCAUAUUUUUUAUACAAGCAUUUCAAUUACAGUUCUUCUUUUGUACGUAA
Molecule: messenger RNA, 1768 nt
Organism: Dipodomys ordii (Ord's kangaroo rat)
Lineage: Eukaryota; Metazoa; Chordata; Mammalia; Rodentia; Heteromyidae
Gene: Pim3
Product: Pim-3 proto-oncogene, serine/threonine kinase
Exons: 6
Coding region: 1-909 (302 amino acids)
Biological process (GO): protein autophosphorylation; regulation of mitotic cell cycle; negative regulation of apoptotic process
Cellular component (GO): cytoplasm
Molecular function (GO): protein serine/threonine kinase activity; ATP binding
Source: RefSeq, a predicted model, not a curated record